AUCGAAUAAAGACCAGUCUAGCAUAGAAGACGGUCCGGCCUGCUUAAAACUCUGCCCCAGUGUCUUCUCGGUCUACCUGCGACCUGUUCUCAGUGAAGCUUAGUGGAAACGAGUCUUAACCAUCACAGGAGAGAACACGUUGAUGCGGGAAUCAUGAUGUCCACCAGGCGGAAGAAAGAGAUAUUUAGUACACUCUUCGUGCUCGGGAAUGCAGCGAUGGGCAUGAUCAACGCGGUCAUCGGUGUCACUCUACUCGAUCUUGCUGAGAUUUACGACAAGGAGAUCGACCAGAUUUCUCAACUUUACACGUCUCGCUCGGUCGGAUUCCUCAUCGGCUCCUUACUCGAGAGCUUCGCCGUCAAUAAAAGGAAUUCAGAUAUGGUUCUUAUAAGCUCCAUGAUAGCGCUCGGUCUGUCCUUUGCGUAUCAUCCCGUAGCCCACCAUUUCUGGCUUACACACGCCGCGGCCCUUCUGAACGGCUUCGCCGGUGUGCUUUUUGAAGCCUGCUCCUUCGUGGUUCUCGCCAGCUAUUGGGAGAAACCAAUUUUCGCCACGCAGAUGUACCAACUAGCCUACGGGUUCACCGCUUUCAUUUUUCCCUUCAUAGUCGAGCCAUUCUUGAGCAGCGACGAUCCCAUCACUCAAGGGGAGAUUCGGAAACAUGUGAAGUCGCGCAUCUACAUCCCGUACGGCGGCAUCGGGGCAUUUUGCGUCCUCAUAGGACUGGCGAUGGCUUUCUUCAAGUGUCAGAAGCUUUCGCCCCCGGUACAAGAGGAUGGGCAAGAGACAGGCGCUGGAGUGAAAUCAGAAGAAGUCAAAAGUGAAGAAAAAAGUCUCGGAGCUUUCGAGGUGUCGCUCGUUUUUCUCAUGUCGUUGCUCAGUUUAUUAUCGACGGCCUUGGAAACGACGGUGUCGGGCAUGAUCACACCGUUCGUGAUGCAAUCGGAUCUCCGUCUGAGUAAGUCUGAUGGCGCGUACCUGGGAGGUAUAUUCCGGUUGAGUUUCUUCGUUGGUCGGAUCCUCACCGUGAUCGGAUACAAGAUUUCACUGACCGUCAUAAUAUUGGUGAGCUUGGUGUUCCUGAGUUUCUCAUCAGCCGUCCUCCUGCUGUUCGUAAUGGCGUCGCCAUCAGUAGUGUGGUUGGCGACUGCUGGACUCGGCUUAGGACAGAGCACACUUUUCGGUUCCACCAUCAGUUGGACUUGUCAAUAUAUUAAUCUGAAACAUUGGCACAUGGCAGCAAGCAUGCUCGCAUUGAGCGUGGGGAAUGUCUCUCCCGCCUUUCUUGUUGCACCUUGGAUCGACUUUGAGCCGAUGGUCUUCGCAUACGCGACAGCCGGACUGACAGGGACACUCUGCGUGACAUUUCUGAUAAUGUUGGCCAUGGUUAGAGGGAAGAGGUUCUGGUCUCCGAAUGAAAAAUGAUCGAAUAAAUAUCGAAGUUU
Molecule: messenger RNA, 1445 nt
Organism: Galendromus occidentalis (western predatory mite)
Lineage: Eukaryota; Metazoa; Arthropoda; Arachnida; Mesostigmata; Phytoseiidae
Product: sodium-dependent glucose transporter 1
Exons: 9
Coding region: 154-1425 (423 amino acids)
Biological process (GO): transmembrane transport
Molecular function (GO): D-glucose transmembrane transporter activity
Source: RefSeq, a predicted model, not a curated record